Molecule: messenger RNA, 435 nt
Organism: Homarus americanus (American lobster)
Lineage: Eukaryota; Metazoa; Arthropoda; Malacostraca; Decapoda; Nephropidae
Product: keratin-associated protein 6-3-like
Exons: 2
Coding region: 1-435 (144 amino acids)
Source: RefSeq, a predicted model, not a curated record
AUGACUGUGAAUGUGGAUGUGGUGACUGUGGCUGGUUAUGACUGUGACUGUGGAUGUGGGUAUGACUGUGACUGUGACUGUGGGUGUGACUGUGACUGUGGGUGUGACUGUGGCUAUGGGUGUGACUGUGACUAUGACUGUGACUGUGGGUAUGACUGUGACUGUGGAUGUGGGCAUGACUGUGACUGUGGGUAUGACUGUGACUGUGGAUGUGGGUGUGACUGUGACUGUGACUGUGAUUAUGGGUGUGACUGUGACUGUGAUUGUGGCUGUGACUGUGGGUGUGACUCUGACUGUGACUGUGGGUGUGACUGUGACUGUGACUGUGGGUAUGACUGUGACUGUGGAUGUGGUUAUGACUGUGACUGUGGUUGGGGUAUAACUGUGACUGUGACUGUGACUGUGGGUGUGACUGUGACUAUGGGUGGAUUGUGA